UCGUGUUUUCUCUCUCUUUCAAUCAGUGUCACUCUCUGACUUUUAAAACUAAGAUGGUUGCACUCAAGACGGUUCAUCCACCGAUUUCUUGUUCUUCUUCCGGUUCCGUGAUUGGACCUUUAGUUCCGGUUCCAAAGAUUGGCUUCGUGAAGUUGCCGUUGCAUUCUUUGGGGAUGAAUGGCGGUAAGUUGAGCUUGGUUCAGGCGACUGAGGAGUCUACUGUCGCGAUGACGAAUGGUCGUGCUGCUGUUGUUUCCAGUGAAAAUCCAUCCCAGAUGGUUACUAAUGGAAAGGCAGGAAACAUCGUAUGGCACAAAAGUUCAGUUGGUAAAGUUCAUCGGCAAGAGUUACUUCAGCAAAGUGGUUGUGCCAUAUGGAUUACGGGUCUCAGUGGCUCAGGGAAGAGCACUUUGGCAUGUGCUCUGUGCCAAUCCUUGUAUUCUAGAGGAAAGUUGAGUUACAUCCUUGAUGGUGAUAAUGUUCGACAUGGGUUAAACCGCGACCUUAUUUUUAAAGCUGAAGAUCGUGCAGAAAACAUACGAAGGAUUGGAGAGGUAGCAAAGCUCUUUGUUGAUGCUGGCGUCAUCUGCAUUGCCAGUGUGAUAUAUAUUAUGCAUUAGAUUGUCAGCAUCGGUGUCCUUUGUUAGGCCUCAUUAAUGCCUUGUAAUGGGGGAUGGAUUGAGUGGCAAGUUAUUGGUGUA
Hibiscus syriacus is the source of this 701-nucleotide messenger RNA. RefSeq names its product adenylyl-sulfate kinase 2, chloroplastic-like. NCBI's taxonomy places the organism in Eukaryota, Viridiplantae, Streptophyta, Magnoliopsida, Malvales, Malvaceae. Gene Ontology annotation, molecular function: ATP binding; adenylylsulfate kinase activity. The record is from RefSeq and is a predicted model, not a curated record. Gene Ontology annotation, biological process: sulfate assimilation. The transcript has 4 exons. The coding region runs from base 54 to 620 and encodes 188 amino acids.